Phacochoerus africanus (Common warthog) is the source of this 2311-nucleotide messenger RNA. RefSeq names its product coiled-coil domain containing 61 (gene CCDC61). The coding region runs from base 142 to 1683 and encodes 513 amino acids. The transcript has 15 exons. The record is from RefSeq and is a predicted model, not a curated record. NCBI's taxonomy places the organism in Eukaryota, Metazoa, Chordata, Mammalia, Artiodactyla, Suidae. Gene Ontology annotation, cellular component: centrosome.
GGCUGGAGCUUCGUCAGUUGAACCGCUCGCGAGGAGAAGAGUCCGUGGGGAAGUAAUCCUGCGUGAGAUAGGAGCUCUCAUGAUCCCUGCUUCGCUGAUGGGGAAAGGCCCAGAGAGGGUCAACGCCUUGCCGAGGGUCACAUGUCAGCUCAGGCUCUGAACUCAGGAGCCCCCGCCUGCAGCGUGUACGAGGCUGAAGUGACAGUGGCCAUGGACCAGCCAGCCGGCCUGCAGGUGGACUACGUCUUCCGGGGUGUGGAGCACGCAGUGCGGGUGAUGGUGUCUGGACAGGUGCUAGAGCUGGAGGUGGAGGACCGGAUGACGGCUGACCAGUGGCGGGGCGAGUUCGAUGCCAGCUUCAUCGAAGAUUUGACUCACAAGACAGGGAACUUCAAACAGUUCAACAUCUUCUGUAACAUGCUGGAGUCGGCCCUCACGCAGAGCAGUGAGUCGGUCACUCUUGACCUGCUAACCUACACAGAUCUGGAAUCCCUGCGGAACCGAAAGAUGGGGGGCCGCCCAGGCCCCUUGGCCUCAAGAUCAGCCCAGCUCAACUCCAAGCGCUACCUGAUCCUCAUCUACUCUGUGGAGUUUGAUAGGAUUCACUACCCGCUGCCCCUCCCGUACCAGGGCAAGCCAGACCCUGUGGUCCUGCAGGGCAUCAUUCGCUCGCUGAAGGAGGAGCUGAGCCGCCUUCGAGGGCUGGACGGCCAGGACACUCGAGACAGCCGGGAAACUGAGAUCUGGCACCUGCGGGAACAGGUGUCGCGCUUGGCGUCUGAGAAGCGCGAGCUGGAGGCCCAGCUGGGCCGAUCGCGUGAGGAGGCGCUGGCCGGCCGGGCGGCUCGCCAGGAGAUCGAGGCGCUGCGCGGGCUGGUGCGCAGUCUGGAGCUGGAGCUGCGGCAAGAGCGCGGCCUCGGGCACCGAGGGUCCGGCCGCCGGAGCCAGGAUUGCCGCCGCCUGGCCAAGGAGCUCGAGGAGGUGAAGGCGUCGGAGCGGAGCCUGCGUGCCCGGCUGAAGACGCUGAACACUGAGCUGGCCGCCUACAAGAGGGGGAGACGGACUCCGCCUGUGGUGCCACCCUCCGCCCGGGAGCAUCGCACUUCGACGUCCCGGGAGCGCUCCACGUCCCGUGGCCGUGGCGCCGCCCGCUCCUCAUCCCGGGAGAGUGGCCGCGGGGGCCGGGGUCGAGGCGGUCCAGCCGGCCCCUCGCCGUCGCCCACAGGUGGUCGCGUGACCCGUUUCGACCCAACAGCCUUUGUGAAAGCCAAGGAGAAGAAACAGAGAGAGAUCAAGAGAAAGCAGCAGCAGCAGCAGCAGCAGCAGCAGCGGAACCGAUUGGGCAGCGGAGGAAGCGGGGAUGGCCCAUCCAUCUCCUGGUCUCGCCAGACCCGGCCCCCCGCUGCCGUGACCGGCCGAGGAGACGCGGCUAACCGCUCCCGAAACCGCAGCUCCUCGGUGGACAGUUUCCGCAGCCGCUGCUCGUCCGCCAGCUCCUGUAGCGAGUUCGAGGAUUUCUCUGAAUCCCUCCCUAGAGGCCGAUGCGGGAAGCCUCCCAGCCCCACUACCUGGAGUUCGUCGAAUACGCAGCAGAAGUCCAUCCCCGUGGAACACAGACGCCAUCAGAGACGCCUGGCCAGUUCAGGGGGCUGGGUCCCCAUGAAAGAGCUCUCGAUUUGCUGAAUCCUGUGCAGUCCCCGAGACAGGCACUGUUGUCAUCCCCACUUGAAGCUGAGGAAGCAGAGGCCUAGAGGUUAUUUAUCCAAGGUCAUGUUCUGGAGGUUAAUGUUUCCCAGAACUCUCCACUGAGAAGCUCUUCUGCCCUCUCCCCGGCCUGCUUCCUGCUUCCUCUUCCCUGCUGGGGUCCACUUGAGUGACAGGAUCAAGGUUGGCGCUGCAACCAGACUCAGACCAUGGAGCCCCAGCAUCUGCCUCUUGAGGUUUCCAGUUCUGUCAGCAGAUCCUUCAGACUCACUCAUUCGACAUGUCUUGAUGGAGCGAGUUUGAUUUCCAACAUUGGAAUUAACUUGAUCGGCAUUUUGGAGAUGUGUUAUCUGCCACCACAGACCCCUGGCUCACAGGGUCACCGAUGAUGCAUAGAAUGUGCGAACUUCUAAUAUUGGGUCCUGAAUCAACCACUUGGGAGGCAGAUCCUGGACUAAAGAGACCAGAAAUACCAUAGUGAUACUGGCCCCAGGUGGUAACGGCCCUGUCACAGCUGCAGCACCUGACACAAACAGUCGGUACUCUCUACGUUUGCUCAAUGGGAGUUCCUGUCGUGGCUGGGGGAAAUGGAUCUGACUAGUAUCCA